Messenger RNA from Dermatophagoides farinae (American house dust mite), 1251 nucleotides. The record is from RefSeq and is a predicted model, not a curated record. Lineage: Eukaryota; Metazoa; Arthropoda; Arachnida; Sarcoptiformes; Pyroglyphidae.
AAAACAGACAUCGCAACGUGGUGCACAAUUUGUUGAUUUGAUCUUUAUAACGUCGAAAAUUCGGUCCAAAAUCUUUUUUAAUAGCUCGAUCCAAUCAUGAGUGUUCUUGAUAAAAUUACGGCCAUCGAAGCCGAGAUGGCCAGAACACAACGAAACAAAGCGACGAUGGGACAUUUGGGUAUUCUUAAAGCUCGUUUAGCUAAACUUCGACGUGAACUAAUUACUCCUAAAGGUGGUGGAGGUGCUACUGGUGAAGGUUUUGAUGUGGCCAAAACUGGCGAUGCUCGAAUCGGAUUCGUUGGUUUUCCAUCCGUCGGCAAAUCGACGUUAUUGUCAAAUUUAGCUGGCGUUUAUUCUGAAGUUGCUGCCUAUGAAUUCACAACAUUAACAACUGUACCCGGAGUGAUAAAAUAUAAAGGUGCUAAAAUUCAAUUACUCGAUCUUCCUGGAAUCAUAGAAGGUGCCAAAGAUGGUAAAGGUCGUGGUCGUCAGGUUAUUGCCGUUGCUCGAACUUGUAGCUUAAUUUAUAUUGUAUUGGAUGUACUAAAACCAUUGCAACAUAAACGAAUAAUUGAACGAGAAUUAGAAGGAUUUGGUAUUCGUCUGAAUAAAGAACCCCCACAGAUAACGCUACGCCGGAAAGAUAAAGGUGGUAUUAACCUACAAUGUUUAGUACAGCAAUCGGAAUUGGAUUUCGAUACUGUCAAAACAAUAUUAGCCGAAUAUCGAAUAGCGAAUGCUGAUGUUGUACUCAAAUAUGAUGCCAAUGCUGAUGAUUUAAUUGAUGUGAUAGAAGGCAACCGUAUCUAUACUCCUUGUAUUUAUAUCCUGAACAAAAUUGAUCAGAUUUCCAUUGAAGAAUUGGAAAUUAUUUAUAAAAUUCCACAUUGUGUUCCUAUAUCCGCUCAUCAUAAAUGGAAUUUUGAUGAUCUUCUCUAUAGGACAUGGGAUUAUCUGAAAUUAAUUCGAAUCUAUACAAAACCAAAAGGUCAACUGCCUGAUUAUGAUGCACCGGUCAUUCUGAAUCGUGAACGUAAAACGGUUGAAGAUUUCUGUAAUAAACUACAUAAAUCGAUUAUGAAAGAAUUCAAAUAUGCAUUAGUAUGGGGAACAUCGGUGAAACAUAAUCCACAAAAAGUUGGUAAAGAUCAUGAAUUGAAUGAUGAAGAUGUUGUACAAGUUGUUAAAAAGGUCUAAAUUUGUGAUGGAAACUCAAUAAUUUGUGAACGAAAUUAAUUUUCCUUUCAAAAA